CCAAUCUUAAUUAACCACCAUUUUCUCUGUAAAUUUCCCCCUCCAAUUUUAUUUUUAUUCUAUUGUGUCCUUUACUUUCUUCAUAUGUUUUUCUAUCUCAAUAAAGUCUAUAAUUGGUUUCUCUAAUUCCUAUUUAUUCUUCUCUCAUUUUUUCUUCCUCUUUAAUCCCUUUUUCUUCUUCAGACGGGGCUACAAUAUCAGAUCUCUAGAAUGGAUGAUGGGAAAGGGCUUGAACUCAGCUUGGGAUUGGCAUGUGGUGGUUCAUCGUCCUCUUCGAAAGAUAAGAGUGGCAACUCAGGUGAUGGUAGGACAGCUACUGAUGAGAGAACCAAUAAAGUUCUGAAUGAUUUCAAAAAUUUUCUCAGUGCUGGUGUUCCGCAAUCUCUUCAGAGAAACGAUGCUUCAAAGUCUCAGGAGACUUUCUUUAGUAAUCUGCAGCCGUCUGCUUCUGGAGAUGAGGCAAGAAAUAGUGAACACAAGCGUAAAUGUCAAUUUGAAGAAAUGAAUAACCAAAAGAAACAUGAAUCCAGUUUCCAAGAUUCUGAGUUACAGGAAGUGGGAAAUAAGUCUCAUAUAUCAAUUACAACAGACGAAGGUUCGACAGCUGAUAAUGAAGAUGUGGCCGAAUCUGAGGCUGAGGGCGCAUCGUCUAGAUUGGUUUCUCACCAUGAAGAUGGACCUAGAACCCCUGGUGGAAGUGGUAGCUCGUCUCAGGUUCCUAAAGAACAUUGUGGUAAAACCAAUAGCGGUGCUCCUUCCUUCUCUUUGCAAUCAGUGAAUGCUGUGAGUGUCCCUUACUCUAUUAUAAUCAAAGAUCCUUCUAUGCCUAAUAUGCUAAGGUAUCCAUUGUCUGGGAUGAUGCAGGGCGUCACUUCUACGAAUGGGAUGCGUCCUAGACUACAUGCUGCUGUUCCAGGGAGUGUGCCAAUGUCGUUGGGAUUCUCUUCUGUCCAGCUUCCGGUGCUGGAUGGUAAGGAUAACUCAUGGAGAAUGGGUGGCCAUCAUCAAGCUCAUCCCUCUCCUUAUGGUGUUAGAUCCAUAACAACUUCAGUUCCGAUGCAAGUCAUUAGCCCCAGUUCGUCUGAAUCUGCACGAGUUGAUGUGCGCCCAUUAGAUCAGUCAAAAGGUCAAACAUUAGUAACUGAAGAAGGCUCCUCCUCUCAAGUUGAAGAUGAUGCAACGGGACGAGGUCAAAAUUUUCCGUUGGAAUUUCCUGCCAUAAGGCCUGGAAUUGCCGCAAAGGUGAACUUCGGUGGAUCCGGGUCGUUCCCAAACUUACCCUGGGUUUCUACGACAAGUCCAGGACCAAAUGGUAGGACGAUAUCUGGUGUCACAUAUAAAUUCAAUGCCACCCAGAUAAAGAUUGUAUGUGCUUGCCAUGGAAUCCAUAUGUCUCCUGAAGAAUUCAUACGACAUGCUACAGAAGAUGAACAAAGUCCUGUCACCACGCCCAACAUGGCGUCCGUGCAAAGCACCAACCCUACAACGUCUGCCAAAACCUAACUUGUCGAUCACACCUGAAGCGAUAAAUAGACGAACCAUUAUGGCUUUAAAUAGAUGAUUCUGAGCUGUCGUGCAAAUGAUUAUAUAGUCAGCUGGCGAUGUUUGUCGAGGGAACCCUCAGCUACUGAACCCAUACUUAUGGGAACUGGUUCUCCACGUCCGGACACGGCAGUAAUUAUUGAUUAUAAGGGUUAUCUUGAAUCUGGUCUGCUGCAUUAUAUUGGAUAACGGAACGUAUGAUUUCGAUCAUCCAGCUCUGUAUAUUAGGUAAGGCUGAACUAGCUGUUUCAGAUGUUAUGACAUUGACUUAGAGCUCAGUUGGAUUUUCAUUCUUUUGCAGUUUUUUGCUAGGUUGUGUUAAACUUAUAAUAAAUUUUAGUACAUAUUCUGCAUUGAGACGAAAUUGUGGUGCGCUUCUUAUUUUUAGUUAGGUUAAUCUGCAUUUAUAGCCAUCUUACCAUAUAAACAAGAAAACAAGAAAAUUGCUUUGUUAACCUUUUGUGUGGUUUGGACGGGUAGCGAACCAGGAUUGUUUCGAAAAAUUUACGUGCAGGCAUAAAAUCAUGGUCAUUCCUGACCAUAGGAAAGGUAAGCAUUUGUUUAGGGCUAACAAUUAGAAAAGGCCCUAAAAUCUUAAAAUAUGGGUUAAUGAAGUAGACACUUAAAAACCGACAAUUAUUAAUUAGUUGUUCUAUCAAUUAAAAAGUAUAUGAUAAGUUUACAUUUAUAAUGAUAAUUAUAUCAAAGAACCCGUCUCUACUAUUUUACCAACACUCGCUAAAGUUCAGAAUCAAUCAUCUAUACAAAGGGUUUAU
Messenger RNA from Amaranthus tricolor (Joseph's coat), 2318 nucleotides. RefSeq names its product ninja-family protein mc410. NCBI's taxonomy places the organism in Eukaryota, Viridiplantae, Streptophyta, Magnoliopsida, Caryophyllales, Amaranthaceae. The transcript has 3 exons. Gene Ontology annotation, cellular component: nucleus. The record is from RefSeq and is a predicted model, not a curated record. Gene Ontology annotation, biological process: jasmonic acid mediated signaling pathway; negative regulation of DNA-templated transcription. The coding region runs from base 211 to 1503 and encodes 430 amino acids.